AUGUCUGGUUCUCGUAAAGAGUUUGAUGUGAAGCAGAUUUUAAAAAUCAGAUGGAGAUGGUUUGGCCAUCAGGCAUCAUCUCCUAAUUCUACCGUUGACAGCCAGCAGGGAGAUUUCUGGAAUCGGGGACAAACUGGAACAAAUGGUGAUAGAAAGUUUUUAGAUCCAUGUAGCCUACAGUUACCAUUGGCUUCAAUUGGUUACCGAAGGUCCAGCCAACUAGAUUUUCAGAAUUCACCUUCUUGGCCAAUGGCAUCUACCUCUGAAGUCCCUGCAUUUGAGUUUACAGCUGAAGAUUGUGAAGGUGCACAUUGGCUUGAUAGACCAGAAGUAGAUGAUGGAACUAGUGAAGAAGAAAAUGAAUCUGACACCAGUUCAUGCAGGACCUCUAAUAGCAGUCAGACAUUGUCAUCUUGCCAUAAUAUGGAGCCGUGUUCAUCAGAUGAGUUCUUCCAUGCCCUUAACCAUGCUGAACAAACAUUUAAAAAGAUGGAAAACUACUUGAGACACAAACAAUUAUGUGAUGUGAUUUUAGUUGCUGGUGAUCGAAGGAUUCCAGCUCACAGAUUGGUACUCUCUGCUGUCUCUGAUUAUUUUGCUGCCAUGUUUACUAAUGAUGUAAGAGAAGCAAGACAAGAAGAAAUCAAAAUGGAAGGUGUAGAGCCAAAUUCACUUUGGGCUUUGGUUCAGUAUGCAUAUACAGGUCGUCUUGAAUUAAAGGAGGAUAAUAUUGAGUGCCUGUUAUCUACAGCUUGCCUUCUUCAGCUCUCUCAGGUUGUAGAAGCAUGUUGCAAGUUCUUAAUGAAACAACUUCAUCCAUCCAACUGCCUUGGAAUUCGUUCUUUUGCUGAUGCACAGGGUUGUACAGAUUUGCACAAAGUGGCUCACAAUUAUACUAUGGAGCAUUUCAUGGAAGUAAUUAGAAACCAAGAAUUUGUCUUAUUACCAGCUAGUGAAAUUUCAAAGCUCUUGGCAAGUGAUGAUAUGAAUAUUCCUAAUGAAGAAACAAUACUAAAUGCUCUACUUACAUGGGUCCGUCAUGAUUUAGAGCAGAGACGUAAAGAUCUCAGUAAACUUUUGGCUUACAUUAGGCUCCCUCUUCUUGCUCCACAGUUCCUUGCUGACAUGGAAAAUAAUGUACUCUUUCGGGAUGAUAUUGAAUGUCAAAAGCUUAUUAUGGAAGCAAUGAAAUACCAUUUGUUGCCAGAGAGACGACCCAUGUUACAAAGUCCUCGCACAAAACCUAGAAAGUCAACUGUUGGCACAUUAUUUGCAGUUGGAGGAAUGGAUUCAACUAAAGGAGCAACAAGCAUUGAAAAAUAUGAUCUCCGAACAAACAUGUGGACUCCAGUAGCUAAUAUGAAUGGACGGAGAUUACAGUUUGGUGUUGCAGUUUUGGAUGACAAGUUGUAUGUUGUUGGUGGUAGAGAUGGACUGAAGACUUUGAACACUGUGGAGUGUUACAAUCCCAAAACUAAAACAUGGAGUGUUAUGCCACCCAUGUCCACACAUCGGCAUGGCCUUGGUGUGGCUGUAUUGGAAGGUCCUAUGUAUGCUAUAGGUGGGCAUGAUGGUUGGAGCUACCUUAAUACAGUGGAGAGGUGGGACCCUCAGGCUCGACAGUGGAAUUUUGUUGCUAGUAUGUCCACACCCAGGAGCACAGUUGGUGUAGCAGUAUUAAGUGGAAAACUGUAUGCAGUUGGGGGUCGUGAUGGAAGUUCUUGUCUCAAAUCUGUAGAAUGCUUUGAUCCACAUACUAACAAAUGGACACUUUGUGCACAAAUGUCAAAAAGAAGAGGUGGAGUAGGAGUAACUACCUGGAAUGGAUUAUUGUAUGCUAUUGGAGGACAUGAUGCACCAGCAUCCAACUUGACUUCCAGACUAUCAGAUUGUGUCGAAAGAUAUGAUCCUAAAACUGAUAUGUGGACUGCAGUUGCGUCUAUGAGCAUUAGCAGGGAUGCAGUUGGAGUAUGUUUACUUGGUGAUAAGUUGUAUGCAGUUGGAGGAUAUGAUGGUCAAGCUUACCUUAACACAGUAGAGGCCUAUGAUCCUCAAACAAAUGAGUGGACACAGGUUGCACCAUUGUGCUUAGGAAGAGCUGGGGCAUGUGUCGUCACUGUAAAACUUUAA
Molecule: messenger RNA, 2130 nt
Organism: Gracilinanus agilis (Agile Gracile Mouse Opossum)
Lineage: Eukaryota; Metazoa; Chordata; Mammalia; Didelphimorphia; Didelphidae
Gene: KLHL5
Product: kelch like family member 5
Exons: 11
Coding region: 1-2130 (709 amino acids)
Molecular function (GO): protein binding
Source: RefSeq, a predicted model, not a curated record